AUGCGCCUCCCUUCCCAGUCACGCAUGUGCAUGCCACUGUAUGCAUUUGUAUCACAUUACCACGUCUUCGCCCCCUUCACCCACAAUCUUACCUCUGGUUUCCCCUUCUUCUUCUUCCCCUUGUUCCCUGGUAACUGCUUGGCAGCAGGGGGACCCGCUGGCAGGGACUGA
Messenger RNA from Auxenochlorella protothecoides, 171 nucleotides. RefSeq lists its product as hypothetical. The transcript has a single exon. NCBI's taxonomy places the organism in Eukaryota, Viridiplantae, Chlorophyta, Trebouxiophyceae, Chlorellales, Chlorellaceae. The record is from RefSeq and is a predicted model, not a curated record. Bases 1 to 171 code for a protein of 56 amino acids.